Antechinus flavipes (yellow-footed antechinus) is the source of this 3452-nucleotide messenger RNA. It is a transcript of the gene MMP19, whose product is annotated as matrix metallopeptidase 19. The record is from RefSeq and is a predicted model, not a curated record. Gene Ontology annotation, cellular component: extracellular matrix. Lineage: Eukaryota; Metazoa; Chordata; Mammalia; Dasyuromorphia; Dasyuridae. Gene Ontology annotation, biological process: extracellular matrix organization; collagen catabolic process; proteolysis. Gene Ontology annotation, molecular function: metalloendopeptidase activity; zinc ion binding.
CAAAGGCGGGGGACUGAAAGUCCUGGGAGAUCUCUCAGUCCCAAAUUCAGCCUGUUUUUCAGGGAUUUCAGCUGCAGUAGACAGACACUCUCCCUGGAUUUGGUGUUCCCAGUCUGUGAUAGGAUCAUGAAGUGGGAGCUGCUAUGGCUGGAAUGUCUCCUUCCCAUAAUGGUGGCAGGAAAGUCUGUGAAACUAGUGGAUGAGGAGGAGGCUUUGGAUUACCUUGUAAAGUAUGGAUACCUUCAGAAGCCUCUGGAAAGAAUGACAGAUGAUUUUGAACCAGAAGAGGUGGCAGAAGCGAUAAGGUCCUUCCAGGAAGCUUCAGAGCUGCCAGUCUCUGGGGAGUUGGAUUGGGUAACAAGGGCACGAAUGAGGCAGCCCCGCUGUGGUCUGGAGGAUCCUUUCAACCAGAAGACCCAAAAAUAUUUGCUUUUAGGUCGUUGGAGAAAGAGGCAUCUAACAUUCCGUAUUUUGAAUUGGCCAUCUACCCUCCCAGUCCACAUUGCCAAGACAGCCCUGCAUACUGCCUUCAGAUACUGGAGCAGGGUGGCCUCCCUGAGCUUUCGAGAGGUUCGGGCAGGCUGGGCAGAUAUUCGUCUCUCCUUCCAUGGCCAAAACAGCGCCCAUUGCUCACAAGGUUUUGAUGGACCUGGAAAAGUCUUAGCCCAUGCUGACAUCCCUGAGUCGGGCAGUGUGCACUUUGAUGAAUCAGAGAAAUGGACAGAAGGGACCAAAAUGGGGGUGAAUCUUCGCAUCAUUGCAGCUCAUGAGCUUGGCCAUGCACUAGGAUUAGGCCAUUCCCGAUACCCACAGGCUCUCAUGGCACCUGUUUAUUCUGGCUUCCGACCUCACUUUCAGCUUCAUCCCGAUGAUGUGGCAGGGAUUCAGGCCCUCUAUGGCAAGAGGAUCCCUCCCAGUGGAGAGGAGGAGGAGGAGGAGGAGGAGGAAGGGAAUGAAGUUUCCAUUGUAACCCCAGGGCCCACAGUGCCUGGAACUAGGCCUGACCCCUGCAGUGGAGAGCUGGAUGCCAUGAUGCUAGGCCCUUAUGGAAAGACAUAUGCCUUCAAAGGAGACUACGUAUGGACGGUGACUGGUUCCAGACUGGGGCCCCUUUUCCAUGUGGCAACUUUAUGGAAGGGGCUGCCAGGGAACCUGGAUGCUGCUGUCUACUCUCCCCGUACAAAAUGGAUCCACUUCUUUAAGGGCAAUAUGAUCUGGCGCUAUAUGGGCUUCAAACUGGUCCCUGGCUUCCCUAAGCGGCUAAGAGAUGUGGGACCCAACUUGGAUGCAGCUCUGUACUGGCCCCUCAACCAGAAAGUUUUCCUCUUCAAGGGCUCUGGGUAUUGGCAGUGGGAUGAAUUGGCAGUGAAUGAUUUCAGCCGUUACCCCAAGCCAAUAGGAAAGCUGUUCACUGGAGUGCCGGACAAGCCCUCUGCAGCUUUGAGCUGGCAGGAUGGCAAAGUCUACUUCUUUAAGGGUAAAAAGUACUGGCGCCUGAACCAGCAGCUCCGAGUGGAGAAAGGCUUUCCCAAGGACACUUCUCAGCACUGGAUGCACUGUCUCCCUCCAACCAUGGAUAUCUCAACCUCAACCACCAUUUCCACCCCAAUAACUGCCCACUGAGCCACAAACAGGACCACAUCUCUCUCAGUCCCAGAUAACGCCUCUUCAUUUCUUACUACCAUCUUUGCUCAGGAGUAGGAAUUGACCCUACUUCUGUACCCUGCGAAAGACAGGACCAUCAGCGAUGGACAACCUACCUCUUGUCCUGGCAGUAGCACUUUGCCUCUGGGUUAAAGACUUGCCUUGACCUACACUGCAUCUAGCCCUCCUGGAUGACCACUACACUUUCCCCACCUUGGCAGGGCUACUUUUUCUUUUCUAUCUAACAUUAACCACGCCCUAGCUAGGCAUAACUUCUUCCUUAUCUAGGAUACCAUCAGUUAACUCCUUGUCUAAGAACAGCUCUGGAUGUCAGGGGCCAUCUCUCAUUUUAACUGUUGACUAUACACAGACUAUGUCUUCAGGAUUAGGAGUAGAGGGAAAGGGAUGUUUGCCAACUGGGACCAAAAAAUGUUUCUAGAGCUUGGUGUGGUUAAAUUUUCUUUGCAAUUCUUGCUGUAAUUAAUGCAUAGCCUUGAAGAGCUCGAAUGAGAUAUUCCGAAAAAUAUCUCAAAGAUAUUGAGACAAAAUAUGUCACUUUUUAAAGUGAAGUUAAUAUGAUUCAGUGAUCAAAUGAUAAAACAACUCUCCCUGGGAGUUGUGAUCUCUCACCACAGAUGUGUUUCUUUUAUGCACUGAUCAUACACUAAUUUAUAAAAAUUAUUGUUGUAAAUGUCUUAUUAUUCCUAUUAGAUUGUAAACCCCUGGAGGGCAAGGACUAAGUCUUAUUUAAGUUUUUAUCCACCUAAGCACCUAGCAGUGUGCUUUUCAAAAUUAGAUGCUUAGUAUGUUUGUUGAACUAAUGAAAGAAAGAAAUCAGAUCACGCAUUUAUUAAACUCUAAGCACUGGACUAAGGAAGAAAAGAAUGUAAGAAUAGGCUAUUAAUAUAAGUGAUGAGACUUUUAAAACUAGAUGCCAAUUUUAAGUGUAAGGAAGCAAGGAUCUACUCCCCUGGGCACCAGAAGACACAAAAUAAGUUGGGUAACAGAUUGGUCUGCAGGAGGAUCAAAUUUGUCAGUAUACCUCUGAUUCUAAUGAUUGGUUCCAUUUAGAAGGAAAUAUGGAGAAGUAGAGAUAGAAGAGAGCAAUUUGUCAGGUUAGCUUAUCUUGAUGAAAGUGUCCUUUAAAAGCAUUAAUUCUUUGCAAUGUUUCUAUGUUCACCGUGCAAACUUUUGAUCUCUAUAAUUCGGUUUUCAGAUGAGAAUGCCUAUGAUUGGUAUUGGUUAUUUAGUUGGAUAUAUUUAUUUUUGCCAAUGAAUAAACUGGCAUCCAUAAUUGGGAUGACUUGUGAUUUCUGCUUAAAUGAACUAAUUCCUCAGAGCUUAUCAUUUCCAAAUGAUAUUUUUUAACCAACAAUAUUAUUACUAAAUAUUUUAAAGAUACGAGCAUGUUUUCAAAUUUUGUUUUUUCCUUACAAAUUUUAUAGGAUUAAAUGGGGAAGGGAACUAAAAAAAAAAAAGUGGAAACAUCCAUUAAGCAAAAAUCUGAAAGUUCUUUCAGAAAAAAUGAAAAAAUUCUGAAAUAGAAUUCAUGAGUCUGUAGAGCUGAAAAUCAGAACAUAAUCCUAAGCUUUCCUACAAGGUUUCAGAGGCAUAUUGGUGUAAUAGAAGCUUAGCUUUGGCCCAGAAUCCUGCCUGGUCUUACCUUAGAGACAUAUUAUCAGUGGUAACCUGGGAAUUUCAUUUGACCCAUGAAUCGCCCAGGGGAACUCUUGACUCUCAAUAGGUGGGCUGCUUAAUCUGCAUUAGUAGAAGGAAUUCCUUACACAAAUAAAACCUCAUAUCUCUAA